AUUUCAGUGUAAAUUAACGUAAAAAUGGUGAAAUUUCUGGAAACUAAGGCGGACUUCGAUGCUGCACUGUCGGCGGCAGCAGGAAAGCUAAUGGUGGUGGACUUCACCGCCUCCUGGUGUGGACCCUGCAAGAUGAUCGCCCCUGUGUUCGAGGGCUUGAGCCAAGAACACGCAGAUGUGGACUUCUACAAAGUGGAUGUUGAUGCUAACGCGGACACCUCUGAAAGCCAGGGAAUCUCUUGUAUGCCGACGUUUAAACUCUACAAGAAUGGAGAAGUGGUGGAUACUCUAGAGGGAGCUGAUAAAGACAAGCUGAAAGCCUUGAUUGUCAGCAAUAAAUAGAAGUGCAUAUCAAAGGAUAAUGAACACAUCAUAUUG
Molecule: messenger RNA, 378 nt
Organism: Mya arenaria
Lineage: Eukaryota; Metazoa; Mollusca; Bivalvia; Myida; Myidae
Product: thioredoxin-like
Exons: 5
Coding region: 25-342 (105 amino acids)
Molecular function (GO): protein-disulfide reductase activity
Source: RefSeq, a predicted model, not a curated record